CGCGUUGCUUGGGUAACCAAAAACGUAUAAAAACGUACAAAUUUUCCCCCAAAAUAGUGCUCUUAUCGGUUGUUAACCGGUCUCUAAACAGAGCAAGUUUAGACCUGCAGUUACGAACUACAGUGGAAGAUUGAAGCAUUGGCAUCUGUGAUAUAGGUUUUUUGGGGUAUUUCCAAUCAUGGCUACUACAAGCAUAAAAAGACCUAAAGAAGAAGAUUCACUCGAUGGACCUGGUCGAGAAGCAAAAAAGUUAAAAUCACGAUUCCAGGAUGACAGCAAUGGAGAUGGAAAGAGUGACCAGGAUACUACUGAACAACUCUCUUCUUCUCAGAUUAGAGAAAUGAUGAUGAAUGCUCAAAAGAUGAUUGAGGAAAGGAAACGAUCUCUCAAUCAACCGCCAGCUCUUCUCAAGACUACCCCAGUGCUCUCAUCACUUCCAACACCUGUAGCUCCUAAAGCCGUUCCCCCAUCUUCAAUGGAUGAGCGUGCCAGAAAGAUUGCUGAACUACAGGCUCAAAUUCAGUCAAAACUAGCCACCUCCACUUUAGCCACAUUGAACUUGAGUCUUCCUAAAACAGCCAGUGUCCCUGCAUCAACAGGGGAAGGGUCUAAUAAUGAGCCGAAACCUGGCCCACUUAUUCUCAACGCUGAUGGAAGGACAGUUGAUGCGACUGGUAAAGAGAUUGCCUUGGCCCAAUACACACCAACUCUCAAGGCAAACAUUCGUGCCAAAAAACGCGAGGUGCUCAAGACUCACAUGGGCAAAGGAUCUCAACAACAAAGCGAGGAAGCGGGAAAUUUGACGGAAAGUCGCUUCUUCGAUCCACGUGUUGCAGCCAAAUCCUCCGUGAGAACACGCAGAACCUUCCACUUUCACGAGCAGGGCAAAUUUCAGCAAGUGGCAUCUCGAAUGCGAAUGAAGGCUCAGUUAGACAAAUUGCAAAGCGAAAUCUCUCAAAUUGCCCGUAAGACUGGCAUCAAUUCAGUCACUGCACUUGCUCUAGUUGCCCCACGAGUUGGCGAUCGUCAGGAGGAGGAGGACAUUGAUUUGGAAUGGUGGGACUCGGUCAUCUUGCAAACACGAAGCUACGAAGGCGAAGACGGACAGCCCAAUUUACGCCAGGAGACGAUUACCAAUUUAAUCGAACAUCCCAUCCAAAUGCGUGCUCCCACCGACCCGCUGGCCUUGCCCUAUUUGCCCGUCUUUCUCACCGAGAAAGAGCGCAAGAAGUUGCGCCGCACCACUCGACGUGAAAAUUGGAAGGAGAAACAAGAAAAUAUCCGUUUGGGACUGGAACCGCCACCUCAAGCAAAAGUUCGAAUUUCUAAUUUGAUGCGCGUGUUGGGCAACGAAGCCAUCCAGGAUCCAACCAAAAUUGAAGCUCACGUCCGCGAGCAAAUGGCCAAACGACUUCAAAAUCACCAGGAGGCAAAUGCCUCUCGAAAGUUGACGGCUGACCAGCGACGCGAAAAGAAGGAGAAAAAGCUCCAAGAAGACACGACAACGAGCGGUGUGCAUGUGGCGAUUUACCGGAUCAAGGAUUUGUCCAAUUUAUCCAAGAAAUUCAAAAUCGAGACCAAUGCCAAGCAGCUUUACAUGACGGGAUGCGCAGUCAUUUUCAAGGACGUUAACGUCGUUAUAGUCGAAGGAGGCCCUAAACAGCAGAAGAAGUACAAACGCUUGAUGCUCAAUCGCAUUCGGUGGGAAGAGGACGCCGUCAAGGUUAGCAAACACGACACUGGUUCAUCCUCCCAGCCCGAAACGCGGAAUUCCUGCCAGCUCGUUUGGGAAGGCACGACCAAACAACGCAAUUUUGGUGACCUCAUCUUCAAACUUUGCCCAUCGGAGGUUGUGGCUCGAGAACAUUUUCGCAAACACGGCGUCGAACACUACUGGGACCUGUCUUAUUCCACAGCAGUGCUGGAAGAAACUGAAGAAAAGUGAUCGGUUUCAUUCUGCCAUCAACUUUAACUCUUUAUUUUUUUCUUUUCAUUUUUGAACCAAACGUUCAUCUUUGAAUAUUACCAUCAAUAAAAAGAUUUGUCUUUA
Daphnia pulex (common water flea) is the source of this 2050-nucleotide messenger RNA. It is a transcript of the gene Prp3, whose product is annotated as U4/U6 small nuclear ribonucleoprotein Prp3-like. Gene Ontology annotation, cellular component: U4/U6 x U5 tri-snRNP complex. Bases 179 to 1945 code for a protein of 588 amino acids. NCBI's taxonomy places the organism in Eukaryota, Metazoa, Arthropoda, Branchiopoda, Diplostraca, Daphniidae. The transcript is spliced from 3 exons. The record is from RefSeq and is a predicted model, not a curated record. Gene Ontology annotation, biological process: mRNA splicing, via spliceosome.